Molecule: messenger RNA, 7345 nt
Organism: Sarcophilus harrisii (Tasmanian devil)
Lineage: Eukaryota; Metazoa; Chordata; Mammalia; Dasyuromorphia; Dasyuridae
Gene: RO60
Product: Ro60, Y RNA binding protein
Exons: 10
Coding region: 184-1800 (538 amino acids)
Cellular component (GO): ribonucleoprotein complex
Molecular function (GO): RNA binding
Source: RefSeq, a predicted model, not a curated record
CCUACGAAGGCUGGCUUCUGCUGGGGGCCCCGUUGCGGAGCCGCCUGCCCGGAGGGGCCCCGCCCGACUGCGCGGCUGCGCUCAGAAUUGAGAAAAUUGAGUCUGAAAGAACUUUAAGUGAUUUGCCCAGGACCACACAAGUAGUAAGUUUCCUUAAAAAAAAAGGAAGAAAGAAAGAAAAUAAUGGAGGAAUCUAUAAGCCAAAUGCAGCCACUGAAUGAGAAACAGGUGACCAAUUCUGCUAGUGGCUACAUAUGGCAGGUCACCGACAUGAAUCGACUACACCGUUUCUUAUGUUUUGGUUCUGAAGGUGGUACUUACUACAUCAAAGAGCAGAAAUUGGGCCUUGAAAAUGCUGAAGCUUUAAUUAGACUGAUUGAAGAUGGCAAAGGAUGUGAUGUAAUACAAGAAAUAAAGACUUUUAGUCAAGAAGGGAGAACAGCAAAGCCCGAGCCAUUGCUUUUUGCUCUCGCCAUUUGUUCACAGUGUUCUGAUAUAAACACAAAACAAGCAGCAUUUAAAGCAGUUUCUGAAGUAUGUCGAAUACCUACCCACCUCUUCACUUUUAUUCAAUUUAAAAAAGAUCUGAAAGAAAGUAUGAAAUGUGGUAUGUGGGGUCGUGCUCUCAGAAAAGCUGUAGCAGACUGGUAUAAUGGAAAAAAUGGCAUGGCUCUUGCUCUGGCUAUUACAAAAUAUAAACAAAGAAAUGGCUGGUCACACAAAGAUCUUUUAAGAUUGUCUCAUCUUAAACCUUCUAAUGAAGGACUUGCUGUUGUGACCAAGUAUGUUACAAAGGGUUGGAAAGAGGUACAGGAAGCAUAUAAAGAUAAGGCACUUUCCCCAGAGACAGAAAAAUUACUGAAAUAUCUGGAAGCUGUGGAGAGAGUGAAGCACACAAAAGAUGAAUUAGAAGUGAUUCAUCUAAUAGAAGAACAUAAAUUAGUUAGGGAACAUCUUCUGACUAAUCAUCUAAAAUCUAAAGAGGUGUGGAAAGCCUUGUUACAGGAUAUGCCUCUAACUGCAUUGCUUAGGAAUCUCGGGAAGAUGACAGCCAAUUCAGUGCUUGAGCCAGGAAGUUCAGAAGUUUCUUCAGUAUGUGAAAGACUAUGUAACGAUAAACUUUUAAAGAAGGCUCGUAUACAUCCAUUCCAUGUUUUAGUUGCAUUGAAAACUUAUAAAACAGGACAUGGACUCCGAGGAAAACUGAAGUGGAUUCCUGAUGAAGACAUUUUGAAAGCAUUAAAUACUGCAUUUUAUAAAACAUUUAAGACAGUUGAACCAACAGGAAAACGUUUCUUGCUAGCUGUUGAUGUCAGUGGUUCCAUGGAUCAAAGAGUUUUGGGCAGUAUACUCAAUGCUAGUACAAUUGCUGCAGCAAUGUGUAUGGUUGUUGUAAGAACAGAAAAAGAUUCCCAUAUAAUUGCAUUUUCACAUGAAAUGGUACCAUGCCCAGUGACUAUGGAUAUGACUUUGUGUCAAGUAUUGAAGGUUAUGGAUGAGAUUCCAAUGGGUUGUACUGAUUGUUCUCUCCCAAUGAUAUGGGCUCAGAAGACAAAUACAGCUGCUGAUGUCUUCAUUGUGUUCACUGAUAAUGAGACCUAUUUUGGAAGUGUCCAUCCAGCUAUGGCUCUGAGGGAUUACCGAAUGAAAAUGGACAUUCCAGCUAAAUUGAUUGUUUGUGGAAUGACCUCAAAUAGUUUUACCAUUGCAGACCCAGAUGAUAGAGGCAUGUUGGAUAUGUGUGGCUUUGAUACUGGAGCUCUGGAUGUAAUUCGAAACUUCACAAUGGAUUUGAUUUAACCUUCUGGCACCAGCACUUCACUUCAUGUCCAUUGCUGGCAGUGGAUUUUGCUACAAAGAUCUAAUUACCAGCUAAACUUAAUCAACUGAAAAAUGACAGACAUAUCCGAAAUUUAAUCUUUUUUCAAAAGGAAAGAAACCUAAAAUUACUUUCCUGUCUAUUAUAUAUAAUUUAAACUGCUAAUAAAUUAAACUCAACCAAUAUUUUAUAAAGCAUCUACUACUAAACUCAGCAUAGAAACUUUACUUCCAACUUCUACUGAGAAGAAAAAAAUGUGUUCUGAUGCAUUCACUGAAGAUAUUUUUGUUUUAGAAAAUCAUUAGUAUUAUAUUUAUUAGGUGAGAGCCAAAAAUUAAAAUGGCCCCAACACAACUGUAUGCCAGCAUAAACAUUUGCCUAAACUGUGUUGUUUAAACUUUCCUGUGUCCUCAUUUGAAAAGGAUAAUUUUGAUGAUACUUACAUUGUUUGAAAUCCAAAUACUGAGUAUAUUCUUUGGGUGCACUAGACCAUGUAACUGUGAUGGAAUAUAAAAAUGAUCUGUAAGAUUUUUAACUUGGGGUAGAGAAGAUAAAAGAGUUGGGGAUGAUCACACCAAGAAAUUUUAAGAAAUAAUCAGAGCUUCAUCAUAUCCUCUAAAAUAAUUUAUGUGAUCUUUUAGGAUCAUAUUUGUAAUUUUUUUAAAUAUUGAAAAUCAACUUUUAACAGUUUUAAAUUAGCACUCAUAGAAUGCAAGGUAGGUAUUUAGAAACAACAUUAGUAGUUUUGUAUAAAUUUACAUUUUGAUAAAGAAUUGUUUUCUAGAAGAAAAACUGAAUAAGUUACUCUACGUUAUGAGAAUUUUGACAUAAAUUCACUACUUAAAUAAUUUAAUUUGUCUGGACAAUUCCAGUUAUCAUCAAAAUUAAACCGUAUUAAAAAUAUAAAAUUAACCCUCUGAAAUGAACAUUUUCCUACUUUGAAAAUAGAGUUUUUAAAACAAUUAUGUUUUAACUAUUAUCUUGUUGAUUGCAUCUUAAAUGAGUUUCUAUUAUCUGCAAUGUAAAACCACCACUAACUUCCUAAAUUGCCAGUUUUUUUUGUCUAGCUACACAAACUUGGUAAAUUGUUUUCUGAUCAUAGAAAAUACUUGACAAAAGAUAGGUCUACUGGUAAAUGAUACAUUUUGCAAAGGACUUUUAACCAAUCAUUGUUUAUGAAUUAAAGCAAUAGAUUCAUUAACAUCUUCAGGGAAAUUUGUAAAAAAUGAGUGUAGUUAUUAAUUUUUUUUUUUUUUUGGUACAACAAAGAGUACUAAGGAACAAAUAUAGUCUUGAUAGGAAAUUUUCUUUAAUCAUAAAAUAACUACUGAAGUUUUAAGCUUAAUUAUUGUUCAUAAUUUUCACAUGAUACCACCAGUAGUCUCAAUAUUAAAACUAAUUUUUCAUUUGUCAUUUUUUAAAAAUUAUUGUGCAAGAAGUAAAACUAGCAAAUGCAGAUUUUUAACUAUACUUGCUUAGCCAUUAGAGAUUUGUAUGUGUUUGGUGGGGUCAAACAGUAUUAUUGUAAUUUAUAUGUGUAAAUUUUUUCUACCUUUUUAGAGCAUUUUUUCAGAACAGUAAUUUUAGAGCUGUGAUAAAAUCAGUUAUUUUCACAACCACAACUUCAGACAGCGUGGUAGCAGUUUUAAAAUUGAUUCCUGUAUGGAUUAUAUUACCUUUCAUAGUUGGAGAAUCUAUGAUUCCACUGGUAUCGGUUGUCUCCUCCACCAAAGUAGCUUACAAUUUGUCAGUUACUAGACAGUGUUUGAGAGCUGCCAUAGCGAAAAAAAAAUCAUACUUUUUGCAGCUACCUUGGUAAUGUACCUCUUUUCAUUCAGCUAAAUAGUCCUUUAUACCAGUUUAUAUCACCAGGUAACUCUUCAAAAGCCCUUCCUGCUUAGUAACUAUACUUCCUAGAUUGUAACAAUAUGGGUCAUAUUUUCAGUAAAUCAAGCUUUUACGAGGAAACAUUCUUCUCAAAAUGCAUUGCUACACCCUAUACUUCUGAUAUAUUAUAACAAACUUUAAGAUAAUUUCUGAAGUAUUUGAUUUUUUUUUUUAGCUUUCUAUAAGAUUUUAGGUAAUUACAUAUUAGAUGUUUUUGAUAUCUACAACUAUCAUACUAUUUAGAUAGAAUUUAAAGAACAUCUGAUAGAUGUAUAUAAUUAGCUAUUAAAAUUACUUCAUAAAUUAAAAAUUUAGAAAUACAGGAUGACUACUCCUAGAAGUGUUAAUGAGAUAAAACAUUUAAAAAGAAGAGAUUACAUGUGUAAAAUAUUUUUUUAGUAUCUGUAAAAUCAACAAUCUUUUUUAUAAGUAUCUUCAGGAAUUAAUAUCAAAAUCAUUUAGAGAAAUAAUUUGUGACCUUGAGAAAUAUAAGUUUAAUUUAAAAGAUUUGAGGAUCAUGACAUGGAUGGAUGAUUUCUUUUUUUUUUUUUUUUAAUUAAAAAACUAGAGAUAUUAUAAAAAGCUGAUUUCUAAGGCCUUUGGUUUUGGGUUUUUUGUUUUUUUUUCUUUAGUGACAUAAUAAAGUUCUUUUGGGAUGUUUAUUACAAAAAUAUUUGUCACUUUGGUUACGGUUUUAGGAAAAGGGAGAUUAUGUCUAAAUUUGUGGCCAAUGUUAUAAGAUCAUGCUACUCCUACAAUUUCCCCACAAUUCAUAUUGGCACAGUUUGAGAUUUGAAUGCGUUUAUGGGAAUAACAAGGUCCUAUUAACUUACCUCACUGAAAUAAAUAUACUGUGGCACAAAAUUAUACUUUGUGAAUCAUUUUUAGCUUUACUUCAGUUAUGAAAGGAAAAAAAGAUUGCUUUUACAAUCUUAAAUACUAUAUAUUGCUGUUACAGUCUAAUACUCCAUGAAAAGCAAGUAUCACCUUUCAAAACAGAGUGGAGUGAUCUUAGAAGAGCAGGGACAGGGACCUGAUAGCCAUCUAAAAGUUUUUGAAGAACUAUGCUGUGGUAAAGAGACUGUGAAAUUUGUUUUCCUUGGUCUCAGAGGAACCUAUAGGAACAAAUAGGAAAGUUGCAAAAAGGAGAGUUCCUAACACUCUUCUCACAUACCUCUUAAACAUUACCCCCCACCCCUUUCCCUACUAAAAGUCUUCAAGCCCAGAUUGGGUCAUUACUUGUUAGGUAUAUGGUAGAUCAUAAUCUUAUUCUGAUGGGAAUUCUACUACACAAAAUCAUAUGAUAAAAUUUACUGCUUUGGAAGGGACCAGAGAGUUAAUCUAGUACAACCCUUUCUCCCCACGCCUAUGCUCUAAAAAAUUUACAGAUGAUGAAAUAAUUCCAGAGUGGUUAAAUGACUUGUCCCCUUGCAUCAUUGAGAUUGUUUAAUUAAUAAAAACUAGGUUUUUUGGCUAGCUCUACCUUAUAGGCUAAGUAACUUAGGCAUGGCAGUUUUGUUUUAUUGUUUUAUAAUAAUUUAGGUAUGUAAUUUAGUAUUUUCUUUAAAUAUUAAUCCUUUUGAUUUAGGGCUAUUAAAUCAUUGUUUAGUUAACUGUAACACUUUAAAACUUGUUAUAUAUCUUUGACAUCCCAAUCACUACAUGGCUGAGUCAGUACAACUCAGUUCUCCAGCUAUAGAAAUGUAACUAUUACUUGAAAAGGGGCUUUUUAUCUUUGUCAAGCACUUUGAGAAUCUGGGGGGCAAGGGCAAUCUUUAAGUAAUAUUUUAUUAAUCAUUCCAAGACACUGCUUGUAAGUUGAUGAUCUAUGGUCAGUGUACUUUGAAAACCAUUUACUUAAAUAGGCCUUUAAAACUAAAUUAUCUUGUGAGAAAAAGGAAAUGAAAAGGUAUACUUUACAAAGUUGUUGAUCAAUGGCUUACAAAUUAUAUGAUAACUACUGGGAGGGUUGGGUAGAGGUGUGGAAUUAAAAUACAGAUUACUCAAAUGGAAUCAAGAGCUAAAAAUUUGAUUGAGGGAAAGUCCAUCAGAAAAGACUCAUUUGACCUUUUGAUUUUUGAAUUUACUCUUUAAUUUACAAAUUAUUUUAAGGGAUCUUAAUCUUCAUAACAGUUUUUUUUUUCUGUCGUGGUAAGAACAAUUAUGCAAAAGUUGGACGGGAUUACAGAAGGUGCUCUUAUCUUUGGAUGGUAUUUAGUAAAGUUUGACACUGAAUAUCAAGAUUAAUAUGUAUUUUUAAAGUAAAAUUGUUCUCAUCUGUGGCUGAAUUUGAAUUUAACUUAAAAGUUAAAUGAUUCAUAAACAAACCAUUGUAUGUAUCUUAGUAAACUAGUGAAAAGGCACUGUUUAUCAACGUGUUCAUGACAUUUUAUAGUGUUAGAAGCUCUGUAAAUAAAAUGUAAUAUCACCAGUUUAAAACAUACAAAUUUAAAAAAAUAUUAGUUUAACCAUAAUGUACAUAAUUCUAGUCUGAGGUAACUAGUCUUCAUCUUUUCUACCUCUUAGUGAUAUUCCUUUUUAUCUUAAUAUCCAGUUUCCAUUCUCUCAUAAAAGAAAAGUAACUUCUCCCUUUUGAUAUCUUAGUCCAGCCCUGCUUUGUGGGGUAUGCACAACUGUAGCAUGUAUGAACAGAAAAGUAAAUUUUAGUUUUGGUGUAUCUAUCAGUUUCUUUGCUUAUAGGGCUAUUCUUUUAAAUGCCUUAAAUAUGUAAGAUUUUAAUAGUUUUAUACUAGCAAUAUCUGAACAAUGUGCAAAUCUACUGGGGGGAGGAAAUUCUUUACUAACAUAUCCAGCAUUUUCUCAGAGUAUGUUAAUAGCUACCUAAAAUAUCUUAAAAUCAAGUAAGUAAACAAAAAAAUUAGAGCCAACCUUAUAAGAAUAUUACCUCUGAUCAAAAAGUAUAAUUACCUGAAUAGGUCUUCCAAAUAAAGGGCAUAUCUGAAUUCUAUAUUCUCAUUAUUAGAGCCAAUAACAAUCUGCAUAAGUAGGAUAACACUUGGAAUCUUCUCGUACUAAAAAUCUCAGUAAAUUUGUACACUUAGGGAUGAGAAAAUUCUAUGAGCAAAUAACAUAUUCAUCUUCAUACUUUUACAAAGUACCAAGUUUAUUUUGUUUUUUGAUGUAAUAUUGUUUUAAUCAUGUGUGUGACUUUUUACAUAGUAAACUGACAAGGGAACAAGGGCGUUAGUUAACUAUUUUCUGGAUAAAUGUGUAAUAAAUUUUUUAUUAAACAUUGAAGAUAUUAAAUUGUACUAGAGGAUUUAGAAAGUAGUAAAGAGAAGAUAAUAUAAAUUGUGGGAAUUAAAGUUGGUAAAUCUGGAACUGACAAUUAUGCUCUAAUCCUUUGUGAAACAUGAUGAUGAGCUUGUAUGGCUAGCAAUGUAUAAGCAACUGUUUCUGAUGCUAUAAAGCUGAUUGAUCUCUGCUUCCUCAACAGUGGAGUUUCUGCUCCAUUUAGAACCUACACCAAAUUAACUUUUGUAACCAAACAAAAAAAUACAACUUAUUUUAAAAGUCAGGAUAGUGGAGUUGAUAUUGAGAUACAAGGUCACACAUAAUUGUUGGAAUAUGCAAUUUAAUAACUAAUUCAAAGCCUUUAUUAAAGUUUUUAAGUGAAAA